AUGCCACCACUCAUACCACUUGACCCCUUUCCUUCGUUCCAUUCACCUGUGCAGUUGACCACAAAACAUGUUCGUAACUCGCCUUUUAACGAGGUUGGCCAUUUGGCUGUCGCUUGCUGUCAAGUUGAACGCCUUGCCUGCACGAAUUCUAAUGACAUUCAGCCCUCUUCUGCAGCAGUCGAAUCCACUGCCGACCUGCUCGACAAUCCCGCAGCAGUGCCAGCUGCUACAACAGAUACAUCGGCUUUCCAAACUACUCCAGUCUCUCCCAGUUCCGUUGCUGUUACAUUCCAUUUGGCGCACCAUUCCCUGAAUUCUGAUAUAUGUAUCUCUCGAACGAAAUCCUGCAACUUUGAGCCGGAUGUAUUCCAGUCACAGCGGAAACCCGACAACUCCCUUAUCAAUUCGGUAGCUUCGGCUGUUUCUUUACCCUGCCAAACGGCUCCCACCACCGUGAGUUGUCGAGCAAAUACUUCGGUCCAAACCGAUGACACUUUCCUGUUUGAUACAUCCAGCUUCCCCAGUGAGGCAUCUAUAUUAAAUACUUCACCGAUUAAACUAAAUCCCUCUGUUUCCGGCUCUUACACUCCCAAUUCCGCUCUCACGACGGCAACUCUAGAUGGUUUGCAGCGUCAAACUGUUAUCCUGGCCCGUGAACUUUCCAUUCAACAAAGCACCGUGGCGAGAUUGCAGGAGAUGGGAUUGAGGUCUCGAGAGAUUAUUUUGGAAUUACUGGUGGAAAAGAGCGUCUUGGAAAAGAAAGCCACCAGGAAGAAGGUCACGGAGAAUCGACUCAGAUUGGGGCAUUUUGUCGUCCGGCGGCAGGGGGCGAAUACUGAAGAGAAGUGGGUCGAAGGUUCACGGUUCAAAGAAUUGGAUCAGCUUAGAAAGAACAUUGAAGUAGAAAGAGAAGAAAUUGAGAGGUGUAGGAAGCAGUGGUACAAACGAAAGCCCCUGGCCGGAGAGGGAAAAAAGCAUUCAAAGUCGAGGAGUGAUGAGGUCUCUGUGGACGAGUUUUACCAGCAGUUAGAGCUUUUCGAUUUACGGAAGCAAAUGUUGUCGAAAGAGGAGAAGGAAAUUCAAAUGGACUUUGAGCGGUUGGAGCGGGAAAGGUUGUUACAUGUGCGAGAAAUGAAACGCAUCAUUAAUGAGGAGGCUUCUCGAUUCAGCGACCAUCCGCUCUUACACGACCGUUAUCUGUUUCUAAAUCUGCUCGGUAAGGGCGGAUUUUCUGAGGUCCAUAAAGGCUACGACCUUGUCGAAAACCGGUAUGUCGCAUGUAAAGUUCAUCAACUCCAUACCGCUUGGUCAACAGACAAGAAAGAAAACUACAUGAAACACGUUGCACGGGAAAUCAACAUUCAUAAAACUCUCGAGCACCCAAGAAUCGUGAAAGUGUAUGACGUAUUUGACAUUGGCCAAGAAUCCUUCUGUACCGUGUUGGAGUACAUCGAAGGCAAUGAUCUCGACUUUUUCCUCAAGCAGAACAAGUGUAUUCCUGAACGCGAGGCCAAAAGUCUCAUCUGCCAGGUUGUCUCUGCGUUGAGAUAUCUGAACGAGAUAAAGCCUCCAGUGAUUCAUUAUGAUUUGAAACCAGGCAACAUUCUACUGGUCUCUGGCCAGGUCCCCGGGGAGAUCAAAAUUACCGAUUUCGGUCUGAGCAAAAUAAUGACCGAAGAUGAAUAUAAUCCGGAAACCGGCAUGGAUCUCACUUCGCAAGGAGCGGGCACCUAUUGGUAUUUGCCACCGGAAUGCUUUGAAGUCGGACUUAAACCACCGAAAAUCUCCUCCAAGGUGGACGUUUGGUCUGUUGGUGUGCUGUUCUUCCAAUGCUUAUUUGGAGAGAAGCCCUUCGGCAACAACCUAUCUCAGUCGGAUAUUCUACAAGAACACACCAUUUUGCGUGCUCGGAACAUCAAUUUUCCGUCUACUAUUAAGGUCAGCGAUGGCGCUAAAGAGUUCAUUCGAAAGUGUUGCACAUACGAAAAAGAUUUGCGCCCUGAUGUUUUUCAAAUUUGCAACGACGACUACCUGAAGCCUAAGGCUCAACUGAGGGCCAAACAUGAAACGGACUGUCAGAUAGCCGAAAGUACUUAACCCCUCCUGCAACAAAACUUGAGUAAACGUCACAAUUAUUAUUCAACAUGAAUAAAAACAUCACACUCCACUUGAAGUGCAAUAGGGUGACUUCACUUAAAUCUUCUCCACGGUGUUCAAGUUAACAAAUACCGACGACCGAUGACCCUCACCCUCAGUUGGGAAUUCGCAGUUACUUUUGUGUAAAGAUGCAUUCUUAUGCACCGAUACGAUUUGACAGAUUUCCCUUGCUUUUACAUUUAUGUACUGGCACUCGACAUUGUACGGCUGAUUGCCCCCGCCCAUUGACUGUAAAUUUUGUACAUUCGUGACAUUUUUGUCACCUUUCAUUGCAACUGGGCUGUAUUGAACUUGCAAAGCAACGCACCUGCCAAAUCACAGAUGUAAAUUUGAUACUGUUACCUACUAACGGAAUUCGUUU
Dicrocoelium dendriticum is the source of this 2518-nucleotide messenger RNA. The record is from the annotation of a GenBank genome assembly. NCBI's taxonomy places the organism in Eukaryota, Metazoa, Platyhelminthes, Trematoda, Plagiorchiida, Dicrocoeliidae.